GGAUUGGAACAAGCCAGCACAGCUUAUCACAUAAACAGGGCCGUCGGAGACAAUCUGUCAGAGAAUGUCCUUUCACACAUACACACACACACACACACUCCGGACGCUGCUGGGGGGAUAUAUAAGAACUCACCAGGAGGGUCUAACACCCACUAGAUUUCUCUGAGGAACUGUUUUGCAGUUUGGGUUUUUCUCCCACUUAGAUCUAUCAGCAACUACCUUACCAGCCCUUUGAGUGCCAGAGAUGGUACCAGUUUGUGGGUAAAGUAUAUUUUUCCUCAAACCUUAGGCUGAAAUUUUUUUGAUGGCUAAUACUGAAGUUCCUGGAUUGGGAAGAUAAAACUGCUUCAAGAACAGGAGAACAAACAACUUUUAAGGAUGUAAACUAGUUGUGAGCAAGGACUGUUUACGUCAGCAACUUCUUGGACUUUGAUUGUCUUGCAUUGUAUUUUCCUUCUCUUCCUUUUAACAACUAUAAACAUCUCCUAGAGGGACUACAAACUGUUUCUGGGCAGAAAUGGAAACUGCUAUACCUUUAGGAAUGUUUUACGACAACGUGUCAAUUCUGGAUUUGGACAGUACUUCGAUAAACAAUGUCUAUUUUCACAAGAAUUUUGAUGCCUUCAGUGUUACCAUGGCUGUCCUCUACCUGGCAGUAUGCAUUGUGGGUUUGGGAGGAAACUCCCUGGUUAUCAUCGCCAUUUUGAAGCUGGACAAAAUGUCAUCUGCGACCACAGUCUACAUUUUUAACCUAGCUUUGGCGGAUGGCCUUUUCAUGAUAGGACUCCCGUUCAUUGCUAUCCAAAACUUCCAGGACCAAUGGAUCUUUGGAGACCUGGUCUGCAAACUGGUUAUGGUUCUGGAUGGCAUAAACCAAUUCACAAGCGUAUUCUGCCUAACCGUGAUGAGUGUUGACCGCUACAUGGCUCUAGUAGACCCAUUGCGCUUUGCUCGCUGGCGGACACCUCAACGGGCAAAGAUUAUUGCUGCCCUAAUGUGGUUUAUCUCACUAUUUCCUGUCUUGCCUAUGGCUAUUCACUUUUCCGCCAACUAUGGUUUGUGCACUCUAGACCCCAACGUGGCCUCUGACACCUGGUGGUUGACCUUUCUUAGCUAUACAUUCGUACUCGGCUUUGCCUUACCCUUCACCAUAAUGAUUGUAUUUUACACCGCAUUGGUGGCGACUCUCAGAAAUGCCAUGCAGCAGAGUGGAUUGUCCUCCUCUUUGGAAAGCCACAAACUGGAGAAACAGGUCACCAAGAUGGUCGUGGCAGUUGUUCUGGUCUUUGGCAUAUGCUGGCUGCCAUUCUAUGUCUUCAACUUCUGCUCUCUGCACCGAACAGACCUGGUACUCAACUUCACCCGUGGCUUUGAGUUUGUGGUGCUGCUGUCCUACUCGUGGAGCUGCGCCAAUCCCAUACUGUACGCUUGUCUGUCAGAAACGUUUCGAAGGCAUUUCCACACCCUCCUCUGCCCCCUCAAGAGCUCACCCACACACUGUGACAGAGACACAGAGGGGUACAUAUUGCGCGAUACUAACGUACAAGAUGUGAGUGUUUUAGCUUAGGAAGUUUCUCACUGAGAACAUCUGAGAAAAACAGACAAUCCCUACAUCCAGAAUCACCAAACUUGCAUCUCAUUUCUGUAGUGCACAUCAAAGUACUGCCAUUUGCACCACUGAGAUUGCUUUUGCUACUAUGCAAUAGAUUACAAAAAAAAAAAACAUGUGCAGACUGAGGCAUUGAUAAGUGGAUCAUGAUAACUUUCCCUUUAAUGGUACAAUGAUUUCAUGGCAGCAAUACCACAAGCAAAGUUGACUUAGUGACUGAGAGUUUACUUUGUGUCUCCAUGCAAAGGAAGGAGCAUGUUGUGAGAGUGUAGGAGUGUUUUCAAAUUGAUUGUAGUUUGAAUGAUGUCACUGUUGUAAUGACAUCCAGCUUGAACCGAAUUAUUUGAGGAUUCUCGUGAGACUGUUGCCACAUGACUUAAUAAGUGAUCAUGAUUCACGAGGAAUUUGUUUUAAAAAGUUGAAUUAAAUGUUAAUGGUGAACACUGCCAUGGUUUUUUAAAUGGUCUCAUGUUUCCAAUUAUUUAAAUUUAUUUACACAUGCAGGGUAAUAUAUAUUUGUAAUUAUCUUGAUACUC
Molecule: messenger RNA, 2145 nt
Organism: Xyrauchen texanus (razorback sucker)
Lineage: Eukaryota; Metazoa; Chordata; Actinopteri; Cypriniformes; Catostomidae
Product: somatostatin receptor type 2-like
Exons: 1
Coding region: 518-1567 (349 amino acids)
Biological process (GO): neuropeptide signaling pathway; cellular response to glucocorticoid stimulus; regulation of insulin secretion
Cellular component (GO): membrane; neuron projection
Molecular function (GO): somatostatin receptor activity; neuropeptide binding
Source: RefSeq, a predicted model, not a curated record